CUUUCCCGAGCGGCAGGUUGUUUCGAGUGGGCUGCAAAGAAAGAAAAAAAAAGCUUUUUAAACUCUGUAUCAGCGGGACAAUGUCGCUGCUCGUGCUCCAGUAGCUGUUAGCAGCAGGUGGAAGUGGACCGGGGGACACAGUGAGGACAUGGACCGCGAGAGGCAAUCAGAGUGUGUACCUGCUGGUUUUCAGCAAGUGUGACGGACUGACUUGAAGUUUCAUUUCAGUGGUUGUGACCAUGGCGGGCUGGUGGUGCCACCGAGCCUGUAUGUGCUGUCUGUCCGAGGAUGAGAAGACCAACAUCCAUGUGGACAGGGAGAUCGAGAGGAUCCUCAAGCAGCAGAAGAAGAAGGAGAGGAGGGAGAUUAAAAUUCUCCUGCUGGGUACUGGGGAGAGCGGGAAAACCACCUUCAUCCGACAGAUGAGGAUCAUCCAUGGACGAGGCUUCUCAGAGGAGGAGAGGAGGACCUUUGCCAAAUGCAUUUACCAGAACAUUCUCUCAGCCAUGAAGGCCAUGACAGGAGCCAUGACCGCACUCAGAAUCCCAUACUUCAACCCCGAGAACGAGAUCUACGGCAAGUGGCUGCAGGACGUAAACACAAUGCAGAUUGCACAGCUGGAGCGCGGCUACGUUGAUGCAAUCCGCCGCCUCUGGGCAGAUUCAGGCAUCCGGGUCUGUUACAGCCGUCGCUGCGAGUACCAGCUGCUGGACUCCACAGAGUACUACAUGAGUAAUCUGGACCGCAUCGCCGCUCCAGACUACAUCCCCACAGAACAGGAUGUGCUGCGAGUUCGAUUCCCCACCACAGGCAUCCACGACUACUCCUUCACCAUCAAGACCAUCACACUAAGGAUUGUGGACGUGGGCGGUCAGAAGUCGGAGCGUCGGAAAUGGAUCCACUGUUUUGAAAACGUCACCUCGCUCAUCUUCCUGGCCUCCCUCAGCGAGUACGACCAGGUCCUGGAGGAGAGGGACACCAUUAACCGUAUGCAUGAGAGUCUGGCUCUGUUUUACACCACCAUCCACUCUCCGUGGUUCUUCAACACCUCCAUCAUCCUCUUCCUCAACAAGACUGACAUCCUGGCUGACAAAAUCCAGACAUCUGACCUGCAGAAAUACUUCCCCAGCUUCACAGGUAAGAGGCAUGACCCCGAGGACGCCAAGAACUACAUCCGCAAGCUGUACGAGCAGCAGGCCAUCAACCGGGACAACAGGGACGCGUGGAAGACGCUUUACCCACACUUCACCUGCGCCACAGACACCAACAACAUCCGCAGGGUCUUCAGCGACGUCAAGGACACGGUGCUGCUCAAGUCUCUCAGGGACUACGGAGUCAUCUGAACUUUUACACAGUGGUGACCAACAGGAAUAAACCGGAGGUUCUUGAGUGUGCUGCAAUAUUUAAUUCUACUGAUGAAGACCAAAAGUUUUCUAUGUUUUUUCUCAAGCAACAAGCUCCUGUCCGCCCCUCCCGAAGACCUGCACUCUCUUCCUCCAAGUAGAAAACAUGAAGAAUUGUUUAGGGAAACACAAGACUUGAGUGACUUCUGAUGAGAGAGUGAGGCACCACCAACCCCCAAUUUUGAGCAUUUGGUUCAUGAUGAUCCAUAACAGAGGGAAUCCAUCAGGUACAUUGAGGUUCAAGCAAAAAAUGUAAACACACAAACUGUUUGUUGUUGUGUA
Molecule: messenger RNA, 1685 nt
Organism: Centropristis striata (black sea bass)
Lineage: Eukaryota; Metazoa; Chordata; Actinopteri; Perciformes; Serranidae
Product: guanine nucleotide-binding protein subunit alpha-11-like
Exons: 8
Coding region: 240-1343 (367 amino acids)
Biological process (GO): adenylate cyclase-modulating G protein-coupled receptor signaling pathway; action potential; phospholipase C-activating dopamine receptor signaling pathway
Cellular component (GO): heterotrimeric G-protein complex
Molecular function (GO): GTPase activity; guanyl nucleotide binding; G protein-coupled receptor binding
Source: RefSeq, a predicted model, not a curated record